Molecule: messenger RNA, 2160 nt
Organism: Amphiprion ocellaris (clown anemonefish)
Lineage: Eukaryota; Metazoa; Chordata; Actinopteri; Pomacentridae
Gene: rft1
Product: RFT1 homolog
Exons: 10
Coding region: 207-1832 (541 amino acids)
Biological process (GO): glycolipid translocation; dolichol-linked oligosaccharide biosynthetic process
Cellular component (GO): endoplasmic reticulum membrane
Source: RefSeq, a predicted model, not a curated record
UCCGGCUUCCAGCCCUCUUCUGCUGCCCGACACUUGUCACUUCACGCUGGCUCAUUAGGAAAACGAGUAUUGUUAUCGGUUUUCAGACAGUCAAAUUCACAAUUUUCACGGUAUGACAGUAUAAUGAUUUUUCUUCAUAGAAAGCAGCGGAUAUUUCGUCGACCCUACACUUGAUAGAAGUUUGUAACGAGUCAGAAGAAAUCAAAAUGAGCUCUCAGGAUAUACUGAAGAAUGCGUCCACUUUAGCAUCGUAUAAUGUGUUGCUCCAGGUGAUGUUCCGUGUUCUUACCUUCUUACUGAAUGCUUUCACUCUGCGGUUUGUGUCCAGAGAGCUGAUUGGGGUCGUCAAUGUCAGGCUUACACUGCUGUAUUCCACAUUAGUGUUUUUAUCCAGAGAAGCUUUCCGGAGAGCUUGUUUGAGUGGGGAAUCAGCGACAAAUCAAAGCUGGAGACCAAUUAUUAACCUACUAUGGCUGACAGUGCCACUUGGUGUGUUAUGGGCAGCCCUGCUGGCCUGUGUGUGGUUGUGGCUCCUGGAGAUCCCAGAUGCUGAGACUGUCCCUUACUAUGGUCCUGCUGUGGUGUUUUUCGCCUUAGCAGGAGUACAGGAGCUCCUAGCUGAGCCUCUUUGGGUCUUGGCUCAAGCGCACAUGUUUGUUCGACUGAAAGUGGUCGCUGAGAGCUUAGCAAUGAUUGCUAAGUGCAGUGUAACUGUAGUACUGGUGGUUUUUGCCCGUGAAUGGGGCCUUUACAUCUUCUCAGCUGCUCAUUUGGUGUACACAGGAUUCCUGGUGUUAUGCUACGCUGUUUACUUUGUUCGUUUCUUGGGAUCUAAAGAAGCAGCCAAGAAGAAUUUCCCCCUUCAGCAUGUUCGAGAUCUGCUGCCCUGCAGAGCUGAUGGAGAGCCACUAGUUGAUUGGACGUUAGCCCGGCUGACAUGGAGCUUCUUCAAGCAGUCCUUCCUGAAGCAGAUCCUGACAGAAGGCGAGCGUUACGUCAUGACCUUCUUGAACGUCCUCAGCUUUGGAGACCAGGGUGUUUAUGAUAUUGUCAAUAAUCUGGGCUCCAUGGUGGCACGCUUCAUCUUCUUGCCAAUUGAGGAAAGCUUCUACAUCUUUUUUGCCAAAGUGUUGGAGAGAGGACGUGAUGUCAAAAGUCAGAAACAGGAAGAAGUUGCUAUUGCAGCUGAAGUGCUGGAGCGCCUGCUGAAACUGGUGCUGGUGAUUGGUCUGAUUAUCACAGUGUUUGGCUAUGCUUACUCUCACUUGGCUCUGGAUAUUUAUGGUGGCUCUCUGCUGAGUAAUGGGGCAGGACCCAGUUUGUUGCGAUGCUACAGCUGCUACGUCCUCCUGCUUGCUGUAAAUGGUGUUACAGAGUGCUUUGUGUUUGCUGCCAUGAGCCAAGAAGAAGUUGACAAGUAUAACCUGGUCAUGCUGGCUCUGUCUGUGUCCUUCCUCUUCCUGUCAUACAUGCUGACAUGGUGGGCUGGUGGUGUCGGCUUCAUACUGGCAAACUGCCUUAACAUGGGCCUCCGCAUCUUCCACAGCCUCCUUUACAUACACCGUUACUUCCAGUUCAGUCAGUGGAAACCUCUGCGAGGCCUGUUGCCCUCCCCACUCCUCCUGCUGGCACUGGCUGUCAGUGCCGUUGUCACAGCAAUUUCUGAGGCUGUUUUCUGCUGUGACAGCGGCUGGUUGCUGAGGCUGGUCCAUAUCGGUGUGGGCGCAGUGUGUCUGCUUGGUGUGCUUGGAGCUGUUCUCCUCACAGAGACCCAACUUAUUGAGUUUGUGAGAACUCAGCUGUUGCCGCGAUACAGAAAGAAACAGAUUUAAAUUAAGCAGAACAUUUUCGCACCUGAGUGGAAGGAAAGAUCUGUUUCAUUACAAACAGUGAAGCCACUGUUUGACAGUUACUGGUUAUGUGAAAGCAGGGGAAAAACGUAUUUUGAAUAGACCUCACAUGUGUUAUGAGUGUGUGUGUCUGUGUGAUUUUUUUUUUACUGUAACAUUCCUGUGUUGUACGUACAAUAAUGAAGAAAUGUCAUGACUGUUUCAGGAUUUAAUUGUGGAUGAAAAAGAUGAAUGUAUUUUUAAGAGGACUGUUAAAUUUGUUACUGGCCUUUUUUUUUUUACAUAAAUAAAAAAGGCAACUUAAUUCCUA